CGACCAUCUCCGCGGCCUGGGCCCGCCCCCUCCGCCUGGCGCCAGGCCGCGGAGCACCGAUCGGCUCGAUGAGCGGGGGCGCUGCUGCGGCGGAGCGGCAGACGCCGGGUCCGCGCCCACUCUCCCCCUCCCCGCUUUCUUCCUGCGCUUCCCACUCCUUCCCCCGCCCUCCCAGCGCUGCCCGCCCCGGAGAGCGGCCCGGAGCUCCCCCGGAGACUCAGGUGGUGAAUACUUAUUCUGCUGGGAAAGAGAAGAGUACUUCUUGAGUAAAAAGUAUGCCUCCCAAGUUUAAGCGCCACCUAAAUGAUGAUGAUGUCACUGGUUCUGUGAAAAGUGAAAGGAGAAAUCUUUUGGACGAUGAUUCAGACGAAGAAGAAGACUUUUUUCUAAGGGGACCAUCUGGACCAAGAUUUGGACCUAGAAAUGAUAAAAUUAAGCAUGUUCAGAAUCAGGUGGAUGAAGUUAUUGAUGUCAUGCAAGAAAAUAUUACAAAGGUAAUUGAAAGAGGGGAGAGACUAGAUGAACUACAGGACAAAUCAGAAAGCUUAUCGGAUAAUGCAACUGCUUUUAGCAACAGAUCCAAACAACUUCGAAGGCAAAUGUGGUGGCGUGGAUGCAAAAUAAAAGCCAUCAUGGCUUUGGUUGCUGUUAUCCUUUUGCUAGUGAUUAUCAUUCUUACAGUCUUGAAAUAUCGUGCUUGAUUUGGUGACAGAGAUCUUCAUUACACAAAAUUUGGGACAACAAUAAUAAAAGAUUGCUGCGUAAUUUAAAUGAAACUUAUGUAUAUAACUUUCAAAACUUCUUUUUCAAGAAACUAAGAGGCAAGUAUCACUUCAAAUUGGAGCAUUGAGAAUGUCCAGUUAUCUUCUUCCCUUCUAAAAAAAUGUGUUUUUAAAAAUUAUGUUUAAGGCAGAGAUAACCAGCCUCUAUUUUGCCAUAUUCCAAGGAUCUAAUUUGAAACUAGAUACUUGCCAGUUCCUUGUUUGUACAUGUAAUUAAACAGUGAUCACAAUAUUUCAUACUGUUAAUAUAAGGACUUGUAUUAUUGCAUCGACAUGGGGGUCAAACUGGGAGUCCAGAAGCCUAUGUAGAGUACCAAAACAUUAUGCUAAAAACAUGCAUAGCCAUUCCAUCAAUAUUUGCAAGAUUCUUCUAACAUUACAACUGCUUUGCAAGCAAUUUCCACAUGUUUAUGGGUGUAACAAAAGCUAAAUGUAAAUUUUGCUGCCUUCAGCUUUAACUAAAACAUUCCAGUAAACCUAUUUUUGACUGUAAAAGGGAAUGUGUAGUAAUUUUUUGGCAUAUGGAUUAUUUAAAUGGAAAAUUUAAACAAUACAAAAGGCAUAGUAUGGCACCAUAAAACUGGAGAUAAUAAAAUUAUUGGAGAACAUCAUUGGAGUGUUUGAAAAUGAACAGCAUGGUCCAGUCUGUUUCCAGUUAGCCUCCAAUAAGGAGGGUCCAGACCUAAUGUGAGUAAAUGAAAUCCACAGGUAACUUAUUCUCUGAUCUUAUUUUCAUUGAUAGCUUCCCUCUUUAACUUCAACUAGUCCCUCUACCAGAUGUGCUCAAAGUAGCAAAAUCAUCUGCUUAGCAUUUGCUACUUUUUCAUUCCCUGAUUAUCCCCCGAGAGAUGCAUGUUGUACAAUCAAGUGUCGAAUUAGCCAACAAUGAUGAGUAUAGAAAGUCGAGAUAGUCAUGCAUCAUUCAGUAACCAAAUAGCUAGAGUCACCAUUAAUCUAAGUCUGUUUUUACAGUAAUAAAAUGUAUUGUUAACGUUAAAAUGUGCCAACCUCCUUGUGUUGUCUAAACAAGACAAAGUGAAAAGACAAAGUCCUCAAAUGUGUUCGAGGAGGAAGCUUUAUAAUAAAAUUGGAGGUUCUGCAGAAACUUGUGCACAUGGAUAUGUUGACUGUAUAUACAUAUAAAACUAAAUUUGAAAUAUGGUUAAUAGAAGAACCAGUAUUUAGUUAGGAAAGAAAAAUGAUCCUGUAUAGGUUUUAUUUCUUUGGUCAUUUUAAUUCAGAAUGUCUGAAACAUAGAAUCUGUUUUUUGUUUUUUUUUUUAAUUCUACAGGAUUGGUAUUAAAAGGCAAAAAUGUUCUGUUUAAAUGGAAAGAAAUAUGAAGGGAGAGAGCACAUUAGGAGAUAACUCAAGACACCUGCAAGUUAACACUAAAUUUUAUAGUCUGAUAACAUUUCAAAAAAGAUAAAGGUCUUACAUACUAUGGGGUAUUGUCACUGGUCUCUCUACUCUUCGUAAAUGUCAAUGUAAAUAACAUAAUAAAUACUCAAUCCUUUGACAAAAUAGGAUGCCCAGGAAAAUGAGCAUUUUUAGAAUCUGAGUAGCUAAUACAGUUCAGGAAUGGAAACGUUUUAAUGGGAUGGACAGAAUUAAUCCUAACAUACAUAUGUAUGUCUUUUAUUUGGGAUUGGCACUAGAUUCAUCAGUGGUUAUUUUUCUGUUGGUUGAGGGAGAAAUCUCGUUUCUCCAUGAUUGCAGUGAAGAUGAAGAUUAUUUCUCAAAAAGAAUUCACGUUUCCAGUGUUUCUUUUAAUAAAGUAUUCCACUCUUAAAUAUAAAAAAUAAAAUUAUAAAAUUGUUUUUUUAACUUUAACCAUAAAAAAAUGAAGUAUUUAUAUGACAAUGUCGUAUAUAUGUCAUUCUCUUUGUAUUUAAAUAUAUGUGGCUGUCGGAAAUACUGGUGGCAGGCAUGUCUGUGUUCUAGUGGUGGCUUGGUUCAGUUUAUCCUUUUGUCUUUCUUGGUCUUCAUUAAUCCUGAGACCCUUAAAAUGGCUGGCAUGUUAAUGACUUUACUCUGGUAAUCUUAAAGAUACGAGCCUUCUUACAGUCAAAAACAAAAGAAAAAUACGUUGUUCAAAUUGAUGUCAGGCCUACCUUCCUUCCUUCCCUUAAUCAUUCUUUUUCUCAUUCAGCUCAGAUCAUCCUGCACUUGAAAAAUGAAGUUUUACCACUAUCAAAACUAUCAUUAUUUAACAGCAACGAAGAUCAACAGAAAAAUUCAAGUAGCUUUGUAAAUACUAGUUGGUACCCAGUGAAAUCAGGUCACUAUUUUUAUAAUCCCUGAAACAUACCCUUAUGAUUUAUGUUUAAUUACUGAAGCCUAUUGCCCUGUAGCAAUUUUGUGAUUAUAACACUGACUGAUUAACUCCUUCUGACUAUAACCCAGUAUCACCAGUUGAGUGGUCUUUUGGCUUCUCCAUCCUGACAAAGCUCACUGAAAAUUGCACUCCGAUUUUAUGAACUUAGGGGUUUCUUGAUUCAAAGAAAGCUCAAUAUUGAAAAUGGAACAUUAUCUAAAAUGGAGGAGGGAUAAUUAGUACACGUCAGAUAGAGAAAUACAUGGUAUUUGCGCUCCUGCAGAUCACUUACCAUACAAUCGCUCUGCACUAGAAGAUAACUUCAGCAUUUCUACAGCAAAAUUUGAUAUCGUUCAAUUCUGUGUAGGAAGAAUAAAAAAUUGAAAUUUCUCAUUCUCAGUACAGUCUUCAACAUGCUUGCUGCCCUCUCAGCUUUGUCACCCACACUUACUCUAUCUACACCUGUAUGUCUAGACACUGAUUUCUAGAAAACAUGCAAGAAAUUGUUUUUUCGUGUUGGGAAGGGAUGCCAUUAGAAGAGGUCCUUAAUUGUAUCGAGUCAGAGUAUUACGAAGUCAAGGAUAGCUAACUUCUCUUUCAUUAGUCUAAUUUUGUGUUUUCACAAUGGAAAUGUGAUGGAAGUCAAUUUUAUUUUUCUGUGAGUGUGGAGUAAGGGCAUGAAUCAGUCCAAGAGCAUUUACACAUUUGUUUUAGAAUGCAUUGUAGUGCUUAUAUUUGUGCAGGCACUGAGUCCUAAGGAGCUGAAAGAUGCCCUACUUCUCAAUCUAUCCACUGCUUUUAACAUGUAGACAAACAGAACCAUACAUCAGACGGAUGUGGGGCUCCGGCUGUCUUUGUAAGUUUGAUUUGGUCUUCCUCUGACUUUUUCUGAAAAUCGAAUAGAGUAAGGGAUGGGGACACAAACUCUUUGAAUCUGUCUCCUGUUUUAUUAUAAGAAACUGCUUGGGGGGCAGGGGGAACAAAAGAAACUGCUUGGAACAGGUCAGUAGGAAUUGAAAGGAACACAUGACCGACCCAAUUAGAGUGGGUAAGUGUAAGCUUGUGAAAGCACAGGUAAUACCAUAUUUGUGUGUCUCCACAGCACCCAGCACAAUGCUGUGGACCUGGCAGUUUCUAGAUCAGUGUGCCUAGGAAACCACAAAGACAAGAGUCCGCUUCCAUAGUCCUCACCACAGAGAGGACAUGAUCACAUAAUAUGGCCUUUGGACUUUACCAGGAGAUAGUAGUGCUCUUUGAACAAUAAUUGGGUAUAGAAAAAUUCUGAUUUUAUAGUAUUCCAUCAGGUUCUUUUCAUUUGAGGAAGUCUUAAAUAAUGAUUUGAUUUGCAAGGCUACAAAGUCAAUUGCAUAUCUCGAGAUUUUAGUAAAAUGUUAAAAAUCAAAGUAUAAGAAAAUUCGAUCACUUGACUUAUGCUUUGGAUAUGUGUCGUUUGAAAUUCCACGCUCUUCUAUUUAACCAUUUUGAAAAGUGCCUUUGCUGUUUUAAGAUGUAUGGUGGAGAUGAGCAAAUGUAAAGGUUGUGUGCCCUGUUCUUUAGCUUCUCCGUUCCUUAUAACCAUAACCAUUCUUACCGGUGUUGCAAAGUUUAGAACCUUGUGUUCCUGUCAGCUAUGUAUUUGUUAGCCCCUCCAUAAUAAAGAGUAAAAUAAACUAUUUCAUAGAAAACAAAA
Callorhinus ursinus (northern fur seal) is the source of this 4787-nucleotide messenger RNA. RefSeq names its product vesicle associated membrane protein 4 (gene VAMP4). NCBI's taxonomy places the organism in Eukaryota, Metazoa, Chordata, Mammalia, Carnivora, Otariidae. The record is from RefSeq and is a predicted model, not a curated record. Gene Ontology annotation, biological process: SNARE complex assembly; vesicle-mediated transport; Golgi ribbon formation. Gene Ontology annotation, cellular component: trans-Golgi network; membrane; SNARE complex.